AUGGACAUCGAAGUCUCCCUCUCGGCAAGACCCUCUUCCUCGGCCGCCAUCAAUAUCCCAUCCCCACCACUCACACCCCACCCCAUCUUCGACGAUGACCAGACCUUCCAACAAGACCAUUCAUCCACAGCCGUCGAUCCCGACGAUGACAGCGACGGUAUCUUUUCGUCUCGCUUCCAGAAACAACAUCGUCUCCAGCGCGACGAACAAAAACUAAAGUUGCGCUCCUCCAGCUCCUCGGCGCCCUCAGCGAUGUCUCCACUCCAGAUGCGUGCCUCGUCCAAUGUUCCCAUGACCACGACUGGGUUUACUUUCACGAGCAACACGCAGGCCAAGGAGGCCCGUGAGAGCUACGAGCACUUUUUGAGCACGAUGGAGGAUGACUACUGGAAGAGUGUCUCUACCAUCCGCACGACCUACUUUUUUGACGGCAUCGGCCGUGGUGGUGGCUUCCUUGCCAUCCCUCACUUGGCAUCGCAUGGCAACGCCAAGACAAACGUCAUCUGUAGACUGCUCGAGGCCUGGUUAACCAAGAAGCUGGUUGAGCCUACCAUCUCGGACUCGAUCCCCGUCCUCGAGGAUAACAUCCAGUCCUCGGUCGAGUCGAUCGAACAACAUCUCCGCCAGGACCCCAAGGUCUGGUCCGGCAUCUCCAAGAGCUACAUCCACAUCCGCUGUGGCCAUGUCUUUAUGCUCAACACCUGCUGUGACGACGAGACCAUUGUCCACCUCGGCGCCGAUGAGUUCUACCAAGACUACCCACUCUUCGUGGAUGUGGAGAUCAAGAUGAACUGUGAGUCCAACUACCAGCUCAAGGAGAACCACUCGACAGAGGUCCUCAUUGCCUUCCAGAAUGUCGUCAACCGAGGCAACAACCUCAAGGGCUCCACCGACGGUGAGAAGGACCAAGCUCCCUAUGUCCAUCGCGCCCUCAUUGGCGAGACCACCAAGCGCCGCUCCUCUCAAGCCAACUGCCUGCUAUAG
Messenger RNA from Linnemannia hyalina, 984 nucleotides. The record is from the annotation of a GenBank genome assembly. NCBI's taxonomy places the organism in Eukaryota, Fungi, Mortierellomycota, Mortierellomycetes, Mortierellales, Mortierellaceae.